ACAAAAAAUGCUAAUGUCAAAAGCUGACAAACAUAUUUUUCUAGAAGAAAAAUAAUUUUAUGAUAUUUUAUUCAAUUGUGUACGAAAAUAAUAUUUCGUAAACUUUUACGAGUUUGCUUGAAGUGAAUAAUGAUAUAUUUGACAAAAUAGACAUAAACGAAGUGUGAAUAUAGCUAGAAAAAUGAGUAAACAUACGUAUACCACAGCGAACCUCACCGAUAAAGAGCUGAAGGAACAGGGAAACAGAUUGUUCAGCCUAAGGCGCUUUGAGGAUGCUAUGAACUGCUAUACAAAGGCUAUUAUAAAAAACCCUUCAGUAGCAACAUACUUCACAAACCGUGCACUAUGCCACCUGAAGAUGAAAAAAUGGGAGGCAACAUGCCAGGACUGCCGUAGAGCUCUGGACAUAGACAAUAAUCAAGUCAAAGGCCAUUUCUUUUUGGGACAAGCAUUAGUUGAACUGGAUUGUUACGAUGAAGCUAUUAAACAUCUGCAUAGAGCAAAUGACUUGGCGCGUGAACAGAAGUUAAACUUCGGCGAUGACAUCGCCGCACAAAUCCGUAUUGCGAGGAAAAAGCGAUGGAACGUACAAGAAGAGAAGAGAAUAGCGCAGGAGAUCGAACUGCAGUCUUAUUUGAAUAGGUUAAUAAAUGAGGAUAUGCAGCGAAGAAUAGAAGCAUUAAAAUUAGAAGCUAAUAACAAGGACGAUGUUAGUAGUAAGGCGUCGAAAAUAGAGGAUGAAUGUGUAACAUGGCUCUCCCACAGUUUAAAUUAUUUCACUGAGUACAAUGUAAUAGCCUCGUUAUAUUGUUUUUAUCAUCAGAAACGUGACGUGCCGGACUAUUUGUGCGGCAAGAUCAGUUUUGAGAUACUGAACGAGCCGGUGAUCACGCCCAGCGGUAUUACUUAUGAGAAGAAAGACAUCGAGGAGCAUUUGGAGCGCGUCGGUCACUUCGAUCCGGUGACUCGUGUGAAGUUGACAGCGGAUCAGUUAAUUCCUAACUUCACGAUGAAGGAGGUUGUGGACGCGUUCUUGCAGGAGAACGAGUGGGCGCUCGACUACUGAGUACUGAGUAUUGAGUGCUGAGCAUUGAGCUCAUCUCUUAUGUACUCGUGUCGUUGUCUAGGUAGAUAUGUCUGUAUGUGUGUUGUUAUGUCCAUGUGUUGCAGUAAUAUGCCGGCUAAUGUAAUGACGUUUGGAUAAAAGACAGGAACCCUGUUUGGGCUCUUUGCAAUUUGCAUGUAAACCAAUUUUUACAAUUUGCGUAACUAGUAGACAUGCAUUGUUUCCAUUUUUUCUGGUAGAUGCUGACUGAACUCAUUUUACUUAAAAACCUAAAUAUUACAUGUUACAAUGAUAGUUGUUACGUCAGUCAGUCAGUGAGUACAAAUUGCAUUAGUUGGGGUAUUACUGCUUACAAAUGCGUCCGGCUCGAUUCACGGGCUCGUUUCAUGUUAGUCCGUCUAGUUUCGAACUAGACCAGAGUCCUAAACCAUAAACUUUUGGCUCAGCUCGUCCGAGAAUACGGUGUUAAAUUACAUUUAUUAUAUGAAGGUUCAAAGUCAACAUAGGUCCUUGGGAUAGUUCGUAGUGGCGAAUUGGACUGUAUGCCUUUGGUAAUGAAAUUGUUUCUUGAUUGACCGAUGAUCCGUGAUGACUUUCAGCCUGAAUUACACGAUGCAAAAUGAAAACUUUAUGUAAAAAUGUAAUUGCAAGCAAUAGACACACCUAUGAAUAAAUAUAGUGCAUUAGAAAGUUAAGCUCUGUAUGAUUGGAUUAAUAAUAAUAAUAUAAUGUAUGGAGGAUAGCCGAUUUAUUGUGGCCAAAGUUGGCUUGUUUAGCCUUAAAUAUACUGUACUUGGUCACUAAAUACUACGACAGUACAAGUUCUCCUUUAGAACUUGCCUAAUGAUAAACAGACGAACAUACAUAGUCCAAAAUCGCUAGAAGAAAUAUAAUAAUUUCACAUGAAUAUAAGAAAAUGAGCUUGCUAACAACACUAUUCAUAGAUUUUCUACUGUAAUCCUUAGGAAUAAAGUUUAGUUUUCCUUGUCUAUGUAUUAAUUUAGUAUCUUAGAGUGGCUUGUUGUAGACUUUUAGCUCAAUUUCCCAU
Spodoptera litura is the source of this 2114-nucleotide messenger RNA. It is a transcript of the gene STUB1, whose product is annotated as STIP1 homology and U-box containing protein 1. The record is from RefSeq and is a predicted model, not a curated record. Gene Ontology annotation, cellular component: Z disc; cytoplasm. Gene Ontology annotation, molecular function: ubiquitin protein ligase activity; protein-folding chaperone binding. Gene Ontology annotation, biological process: proteasome-mediated ubiquitin-dependent protein catabolic process; protein polyubiquitination; protein quality control for misfolded or incompletely synthesized proteins. NCBI's taxonomy places the organism in Eukaryota, Metazoa, Arthropoda, Insecta, Lepidoptera, Noctuidae.